CUGCCUUGUUUCCCUUCCCUCACCUUCAUGCACUCAGUGCCAUCGAGAAUCAGCGAUCCAGACACAGAGCAAUAGAAGAGUGAGCUUGCGGUUUGGUUCGAUUGCGUUGAAGCUCUCUCCCCUCGAGCCCCGGCGUCCAUGGCCUGAGGUUUUCAUCAGCUUCAGUAUUUGAGUCCCAGCCUCAUGUUAUGUGCAGCUUCUGUGUGGCAGUUGUGUAAGCCGCCUUCACACGUUUUUCUCUGUCAGAGUGACGCAUGUAUUAAAAACAGUAGUGAUAAAUAUCAUCCCCAAGGUUCAUAUUUCUUGCGGUCGAAUAUACUAUCAACGAAGCUUGUUGGGAAGAAGGUCAAUACCAAUAUAGAUUCGACUUACUUACUAUCUCGUCGACCAGGAACGGCAAUGGAGACUCGAGCCGCUGUUUCUGUCGGAAGUGAAUCAACAUUGUCUCAGGUCGUGGACUUUAAGAAACUGCAGAAUGGCAGUGAUAUUCGUGGAGUAGCAGUGGAUGGUGUGGAAGGUGAACCUGUAAAUCUUACGGAAGCUGUUGCUGAGGCUAUAGGUGCUGCAUUUGCAGCGUGGCUUCUUGAUAAGAAGAACGCUGACUUCUCUACGAAACUUAGAGUGUCACUUGGAACCGACUCAAGAGUAUCUGCUAAAUCAAUUCAGAGUGCCGUAGCUCGAGGAAUAUCUGGAGCUGGAUUGGAUGUCAUUGAAUAUGGUAUGGCAUCAACACCAGCGAUGUUCAAUAGCACCUUAACAGUUCGAGACGACCUUUUUUGUCCUGUUCAAGGGGCGAUAAUGAUUACAGCAAGUCACCUUCCUUACAACAGAAAUGGGCUGAAGUUCUUCACUAGUGACGGAGGCCUUGGCAAGAAGGAUAUUACUGAUAUUUUAUCAAGAGCAGAGAAGAUUUACCAUGUGAUGUCUAAUGAAAGUACAGAGGCGGCAGCAGCUGUAGCAGACAAAAUUGUGCAUUCUGUUGAUUACAUGGAGCAGUAUACUGCUGAUCUUGUAGAUGCCGUUCGCAAAGGAGCUGGAGGAGUUGAGCGACCAUUGGAGGGAUUUCACAUAGUUGUGGACGCAGGGAAUGGGGCAGGCGGCUUCUUCGCAGGGCGUGUCCUGGAGCCUUUGGGGGCAGUUACCACUGGAAGUCAAUUCCUGGAUCCUGAUGGUAUGUUCCCAAAUCACAUCCCAAAUCCUGAAGAUAAGAAGGCAAUGGAGUCUAUUACCAAAGCCGUCCUAGACCAAAAAGCAGAUUUGGGCAUCAUAUUUGACACUGACGUUGAUAGGGCUGCUGCUGUAGAUUCCAGUGGGAAAGAGUUGAAUCGCAACCGCCUUAUUGCUCUUCUGGCUGCAAUUGUGUUGGAGCAGCAUCCUGGAACCACUAUUGUCACAGACAGUGUGACCUCGGAUGGCCUUACGACUUUCAUUGAACAGAAACUGGGUGGCAAACAUCAUCGCUUCAAGAGGGGUUAUAAGAAUGUCAUUGAUGAAGGCAUUCGGCUGAACACGGUUGGAGAAGAGACUCAUUUGGCUAUCGAAACCAGUGGACAUGGUGCCCUGAAGGAGAAUCACUGGUUGGACGAUGGUGCAUAUUUGAUGGUGAAAUUAUUGAUUAAACUGGCUGCCGCAAAGGUGUCGGGAGAGGCAUCUGGAAGUAAAGUGCUCUCCGAUCUUAUUGCGGAUUUGGAAGAUCCAGCCAUUUCUUCUGAGUUGAGGUUCAAGAUUGAUCAAUCUCAUCCUGAUAUUGGGUCAGGAGGUUUCAAAGCAUAUGGAGAGCAAGUCCUGGAUAAAUUGGAUCAAUUGGUUGCCUCAGAUGCAAAUUUGAAGAAAGCACCUGUUAACCAUGAAGGGAUUCGUGUCUCUGGGUAUGGAGGAUGGUUUCUGCUUCGAUUAUCCCUACAUGAUCCUGUUCUGCCGUUGAACAUCGAGGGCCCGUCUAUGGAAGCUACAAAGAAGCUGGGAGAGUUUGUCCUUUCAGCCGUUAAGGAGUUCGGGGCUUUAGAUACUUCCGCCCUGCAGAAGUAUGUUGCGUAGGUCACACCUACUAUUCUCAGAUUACUGAAGGUCAAAUUAUUGACUGGAUCUAGAAAUUAUCUUGCUCAAUUUGAGUCAAUAAAUUUCUUGCGAGCUGAAUAUUCUCACAAUGUAUUUAGAAACAAUCUAAGGCUGCAAAAUGUGAUUUCUUCUA
Messenger RNA from Physcomitrium patens, 2191 nucleotides. RefSeq lists its product as uncharacterized. The record is from RefSeq and is a predicted model, not a curated record. Gene Ontology annotation, biological process: carbohydrate metabolic process. Lineage: Eukaryota; Viridiplantae; Streptophyta; Bryopsida; Funariales; Funariaceae. Gene Ontology annotation, molecular function: phosphomannomutase activity. Gene Ontology annotation, cellular component: chloroplast stroma.